UUCUUUCUCUCUUUAUCUAAAUAAGAAUGAAAUAUUUGUACUCACGUAUGCUUGCUGGGGAUUCCGAACCCGUCAAACCCAAGAAACGGACAAAGGCACCUAAACCACCUAAACCCGUCAAGAUUGCCACGCCCAAAACUACAACCCCACCAGCAAGGGCUUUACCAUCUGUACCCAAACCUUUACCAACUCCCGCCAAUAGACCUGCCAUUGCAAACCAGCAGACACAUCCCGCUAUUAAAAAACCAACCCCUUUAACUACACCUAAAACUGCUCAUGAUGUCGACCGAUGGCGAUCGGAACCUACAGGUUCCAACAGAGCCAUUGUAGUCCCACCUCCCAUUAAUCUAUUCAAUACACCCGCCUCCGCCGCACAAAAAAAAGUGGACCCUACUAAAUCAAAAGUAAAAACUGCCAAAAAAGCGAAAUUAACCUCUACAACAGAGGAUACAACAACAACAACAACAACAACAAAAACAAAAACAACAGCAACAACAACAGCAGCAGCAGCAGCAGGGACAACACAAGGACAGCAGACAGGUACAAAAUCCAAGGUAAUGAAAACCACUACUGCCAAAGCACCUUUGAAAAGCACCACAGUCAAAUCCAAGGCUCCGUCAACCACAGGCGGGAGAAAGCGAACUAUUGAUACGGAUGACGAAGAUGAACCCGUACAACGCAAAGUUGUUAAAUCACGACGUAAACAUCAAAUCUUACCCAUUCUUAGUGGUGCAUACAAAUUAGCGACGGUAUUCAAGGGACAUACAGACAUCAAUGUUCCGGUCAAAGAUAGAAACGAUCAUGACAUGGAAGAUGCUAAAGACAUCUGGUGCUGUGAAUUCGAACCACGUCGAGAAGGCCAACUAGAGAAUUCUAAUACGGUAGCGCUCUGCGGCUCCUACAGUGUUCUCUUAUUGGAUACCCAACAAAAGCGAUACACCAAAAAAUACACCCAUUCAGAAAUCCAAGAGAUAUUUUAUUGUAUGGCUUGGACCACGCUAGCAGGUUCCGAAUUAUUAAACACGCAUGUUGUUGUCGAAGGAGCUGUAGGAAAUCAAGCCAGUUGUAAUAUUUUGGCUAUUGCAGGUCGUUUAGGAUCCAUCAAAUUAUUAAACCCUUUGCAGAAUGAAUGCUAUCGCUACUUGUUUGGCCAUGAUAAAGCUGUCCUCAAAUUGGCUUUCGCAAAGUCUGAGCCGAGAUGGUUGUUGAGUGCUUCAGCGGAUAAAACUGUGCGUUUAUGGGAUAUUGGCUCACCUAUGAGCAAAACUGACGAUUCUGUAUGCUUGGCGAGAUUCAGCUUGCCUCCUAGAACAGGCGUUCCUUCUGCACUUAGUAUAUCUUACGAUCUUUCAACCUUGGUGGUUGGAUUCGAUAAUGGCGACAUGGUAAGUUUUCAACUCACUGACGAAUUAUUACAACGCUUCCGAGAGAGAUCUAUGCAGUAUCGCAGUAAAGAAUCUCGCACCGGAGAUAAAUGGACUUCGUUUGGAGCAUUGGCCACUGUCCAACCACAACAUAUUUACCCUAAAGGUGGCGAAUGGCAUGCCGGCUAUGUGGAUGAUGUCUAUAUAUUUGGACAAGAUGGCGAUACCACCAGCAAACUUUAUAACCGAAUCAUUUCGAGAGGUGCGGAAGAUAUGGAAUUUAUUGUUUGGAACCCUGAAAAGAGUACGGAGACAGAUGCAGAUAUUCAACUGUCUUUGGCAUGGCCUGAUUCAAAGGAAUGUACGGGUGUUCGAUACAAAGUGAUUGAGGCGGAAGGACAAAAGGUGUUGGUUGCGGGAGAGUAUGAUGGCCAAGUGUAUAUUUAUGAUGUGGGCAACAGCAAGAAGAGUAAAACUCUAGCGGACAACAGUGUUGAGAAAUCCGAGCCAACACGGAUUUUAUCUCAUUCAAAGUCGUCUGAGCUUAUCCGGGAUGUAUGUUGUUCCAAUGAUACACGUACUAUUGUCGCUGUGGAUAAUAAUAAUACCGUAUUUGUUUGGAAUAAUACAGAAAACUAAACAAAUUACAUUUUGAGAAUAUGUUUUUAUUUUAAAAGAGGGUACACUUUGUACAUAAUGUUUGUGUGUAAGGG
Molecule: messenger RNA, 2077 nt
Organism: Mucor mucedo
Lineage: Eukaryota; Fungi; Mucoromycota; Mucoromycetes; Mucorales; Mucoraceae
Product: WD40-repeat-containing domain protein
Exons: 5
Coding region: 27-2003 (658 amino acids)
Biological process (GO): establishment of protein localization to chromatin; chromatin organization
Cellular component (GO): nuclear origin of replication recognition complex
Molecular function (GO): protein binding; chromatin binding
Source: RefSeq, a predicted model, not a curated record